This is a messenger RNA of Cuscuta campestris, 1704 nucleotides long. Lineage: Eukaryota; Viridiplantae; Streptophyta; Magnoliopsida; Solanales; Convolvulaceae. The record is from the annotation of a GenBank genome assembly.
GUCCGUACCAUCCUCCCACCGGGCUACAAAGUCCUUUCCAAAACCACCUGGCCCAACAUCAUUAAACCCCACCAGGGAACCAGGUUGGGUUUCCAUGUUGCUUCUCUGGAGGGAGGUAUUAUUUUUCCUCUUCGCCCCCUCCUUAUUGAAAUCUGUAAAAUGUUUCAUAAUUUGCCCGGUCAACUUACUCCAAACGCUCACCGGUUCUUAAAUUGUUUUGUUAAUAUCUGUGAAAAUCUGAAAAUCAACCCUUCCCUUGAGCUUUUCCUCCACAUGUACGAACUCUUGCCCGGGACUAGUAACUGCCCGAGCUUCGUCUAUUUCCAUUCCCGCAAUAAGAGGGGGUUUGUGACCGGUCUUCCCCCCAGCCAUAAGAGAUGGAAACAAAGAUUCGUUUUUAUUGAGUUUCCCUCUGACCAAUUUUCUUUCACUAACCCUGAGUGGGCUGACCGGGUAAUAAAACCUGAAAGGGUCCACCCGGAGCCUACCCCUGAGCUUGAGGAUGCCUGCGAGAAACUUCUCAAGGGUGAUCCUGUGACCGGUAAGCCAUACGCCUACGGUAGAUGGGUAUACCGGUUAUCUAACCCGGAUGGGGAUGUGUCUGCGACCCAUGACGCAGGAGAUGACCGGGCCAACUCCCCAGAUGGUCAUGCUGAGGCGAGUUCUCCUCAUCCAGACAUGAACUUCAACAGGAUGACCACCAUCAUCGAAGAUGACGACGAUGAUGUCCAAGUCCUCCACUCCAACCGGUCUCCUUUCUCCAACCCUCCUUCUCCUUCUCACUUCCCUGGAAUGGAUGGGGCCACAAGUGCCCGGUGUAGCCCUAUCCAUGAACAAAACCAGAAGCUGAAAUCUCCUUCAGCCAGGCAUUAUUCUGAGACUGACCGGGCUAAUCCCCCCAAAGUCCCGGUCCAAUCAGGUGUAAAGAGGCCGGCCGGGGUCAUUUCAGAGGAGAUUGGCCAAACAUUAAAGGAGAAGGACCAGGUCUCCCAACUCACCCUCCUCCUUGAUUCUGCUAAGUUGGAGAUCAAUGACCGGGCAGAAAGGGAGAGGAGACUUGAGGAAGAGUUGAAGGAAGAAAGGGUCCGGUUUGCCCUUUUGGAGGAGGAAAGGAAGAGAAAGGUUGUCGAGCUCGAGGAUGCGCUGGGCCAGGCUGAAGAAUCUGCCCGGGCAAAGGAGGAAGCCUUUCCCACUGAAGCUGCUCACUGGGCUGCAAGCCAUCACUUGGAAAUUGCCUGGUCAAUUCUCACCACACCGGAAGAAACCAUGGACUUUUUCAAGACCAUGUAUCAAGAACCGGAAGGCAAGAGGAUGAUCACCGAGAUUGGCUCAUACGGCUUCCAGUGUGGCCAGAAGGAUGAGAGGUCCCUUCUUUAUGCCAGACUUCUGAAGAGGGACCCUUCCUUUGACCCGGCCAAGAUGAAGCUCCCGGCUCUAUACAAGGAAGAGCCAGCUCCCCCCUUUCCCCUUGACUAGGUUAGGGUAUGUUUUCAAACAUUAAAUUUUCCCAAGGCCUGGGGGAUGUCCGGCCUACUUUUGAUUUGUAUGAAACUUAAAUCCUCUUGGCAUGCCUUUAUCUUUUACCGGUCGAUCUGCUUCAAUUUGCAUGGUUGAACUCCUUUUCUAUGCACGGUUAUUGAAUCUUGCAUGAUUGCUUUUCUUUUCUUUUUCUUGAUCGCCUUUGAAUGAACUUUCAAGUCAAUA